AUGCCGCCCAAGGCGUCCUUGUCGUCGCCUUGCGUCCCUUCCCCCCUCCCCCUUCCCUUCCCCGUUCCCUUUCCUCCGCCUUUCCUUCCCCUUUCCACCUCCUUUACACUCUCCCCCCUCCCACUCCCCCCUAUCGCCCCCAAAGCGCGCCACAUACUGUGCGAGAAGCAGGGGAAGAUCAACGAGGCGUACAAGAAGCUGCAGGAGGGGUGGCACCCGCGCCACAUACUGUGCGAGAAGCAGGGGAAGAUCAACGAGGCGUACAAGAAGCUGCAGGAGGGGUGGCUGGACGCGGGGGAUAAGGUGCCGCCCGCCAAGUUCGGCGAAAUAGCCCAAGCCUAUUCAGAGUGUCCAUCGGGCAAGAAGGGCGGCGAUUUGGGCUGGUUCCCCCGGGGCAAGAUGGCCGGGCCUUUCCAGGACGUUGCCUUCGCCACGCCCAUUGGCGCCACGUCAGCACCCUUCAAGUCAACGCACGGUUACCAUGUAAUUCUCGUGGAAGGGCGUAAGAACUGA
This is a messenger RNA of Closterium sp. Naga37s-1, 513 nucleotides long. Lineage: Eukaryota; Viridiplantae; Streptophyta; Zygnematophyceae; Desmidiales; Closteriaceae. The record is from the annotation of a GenBank genome assembly.